CGGUUUUGCGAAUAAGUAGUAGAAGAAAAUAACAAAAUGGAUUCUUGUUUUGAAGAAAGAUUGUGCGAGGAGAUCCGCCGUCACCCACAUUUAUAUGACUCGUCUUUAAGGGAAUACAAAGACGGCCAAAUGGUGCUAAACUCUUGGAGGGAAAUCGCGCAGUCGCUUGGGAGAGAUGAAAACCACUGCCGGUACAAGUGGAAAUAUCUGAGGGACAAAUAUGUGAGGACCAAGAGGAAGCAGAAAGGCAGGAGAACAGACAUUGGCCUACCUUCAAUCAUUUCCAAGUUAGACUGGCUCUCCAGUUUUAUCAAACAUCGUGAAGCACCGACAGGAGCGGAAAGUGAAUCCGGACAUGCGCAUGCGCGGAGCGCCAGACCAACGCGCACCAGCAGCGACGCCGCGUGCGCGUCCGCGCGACCAGUACAAGUCCGCCGCUGUCCGCGUUCAGAAAGCCUGCUGUCUGAGCCUCAUCUUCCUGUGUCAUCUCUGCACCUCCUGGUUCCUCCACUGAGGCUGAUGUCAGCUUGCAUGUGGCAGGUUGCCCAGGAGCGAAAUGUAGACCAGUAUGACAAACUGGCUGAAUUCAUCACACUGGUGACAGAGAUGGUCCCAGAGCUUCUCAAUUACAAACAGAAGACUCAGCUGAUCCUGGGACUAAAGGCGCGGCUGAUCCUUGAAUCCCUAAAGAGGACGGAUAAUGUUGAUGAUAAAACUAUCCAGUAUCAUCUGAACAGUUUCCAAAAGAUGACAACAAACAUCAUGCAUGAAGAGGACGAAGAUGAAGAGGUAGAGAUUUCAAAGUCGGCAUUUGUGGAGCUGGUUCAAACACUGCUGACAGACCAGUCUGAAAAAGAGCAUUUUUUCAAGGAGAUUUAUUUGGUGCUUUAUGGGGCUCGUUUUGAUACAGUGCUGCAGAUCCUGGUGUGGGAGUUCUUCUGCCGCCUGGAGGAGUUCCUCCCAGUACCAAGUUUUUCACAGGUAUUCUCCAUGUUUGACGUUUCUUCCCUUGAUUGUGAGUUUGAGCAGUUUGUCUCCGACCCUGAGGAUCUGAAGAGGAUUUUGCAGCACCAACAAGAGCGACAAAAGUUGAAUAAAAGUGAAUUCACCUUCAUGUCAGACACUAUCCUUGCCACUCUGGCAUCUAAACAGACUUUAGUGGCCGCUGAAGAUCACGUUGAGCAAGGUGGAGAUGGGAAAACACAGGAAAGAAAUCAAGAAAAGCUAGAAGAGGACGUUUGUGGGGAUGAUGAAGUAACUGACGACAGUUCUAUUGAAACUAACCUGAACUCUCGGCUGCACAAGUACGACUUGUCACCGCUCACUUCCUCUCUAUGUUCCGAAGAAGAUGGUGCGGCAGAUGAUGGCAAAACAGCUGAUGAAGCCACGUUACAGCCAACCAAAAGCCCGGUGGAAAGUCUGAGGGAACAUCUGGAACUAAGUAGAAAGAAGGAGCCAUCAGAAAAGAGCACGAUGCAGUCCUCAACAGGAGACAGAGCCGAUGUCUCUCUUGUCUCAGAUGAUAACACCUGCUCGGAGUGUGGCAAGACUUUUGCAAAUCGCUCCACUUUGAAACAACAUCGUGCUGUUCACUCCUCUGCACGGCCGUUCAAGUGCAGUCAGUGCAGUAAGACGUAUAAAAACCAGAGAGACCUGAACCGGCAUUUGCUUAGUCACUUUAACCCUAAAAUCCUGUCUUGCAGCCUUUGUGAUAAGAAAUACAGCUCUCAGGCUUCGCUCACAGUUCACCUGCGUCAUCACAGCGGAGAGAGGCCGUUUGCCUGCUCAUACUGUGACAAGAGGUUCUUCAGGAAUGAAGUCUUGAAGUCUCACAUGCGCAUUCACACUGGUGAACGCCCGUACGCCUGCAAUUAUUGUGACAAGACAUUCACACAGCCGGGUGUGCGCGCUGUGCACCAAAGGGUGCACAAGAAAGAGAAGCCGUACCUGUGCAGCACAUGUGGGAUGUCAUUUUGUAGCUCUGGGGAAUUGCUGGUGCAUUCACGCACUCACACAGGAGAGCGGCCUUAUCAGUGCGACUCCUGUGGAAAACGUUUUGGCAGAGCAGGACAACUGACACUUCAUCGGAGAUCCCACACGGGGGAGAGACCAUACCCUUGCUCAGAAUGCGAAAAAUCGUUCCACUGUAGUUCAGGACUGAGGAAACACAUGAGGACACACACAGGAGAGAAACCUUACCAGUGCGUGACAUGUCACAAGACAUUUUCUGAAAAAUCCAACAUGAGGAUACACCUCAAAGUCCACAAGAACUUCUAGCUUGCUGUUGUGUGUUUUUGGAGAAGAUUUUUGCAUAUUGCUGUAUCUCUGUGGUAGAUUUUUGAUGCAUCUUCAUGUCAGUAAAUCACCAACAUGUAUGUUUGCAUGUAAAUGUUGCCUUUGAACACUUGGAAUAUUACAUGUGUGAAAUAAUGGUUAUCUCAUGUUUUGAGAGAUCAUAAU
This is a messenger RNA of Plectropomus leopardus (leopard coralgrouper), 2460 nucleotides long. RefSeq lists its product as uncharacterized. Gene Ontology annotation, molecular function: RNA polymerase II cis-regulatory region sequence-specific DNA binding; DNA-binding transcription repressor activity, RNA polymerase II-specific. Gene Ontology annotation, biological process: regulation of transcription by RNA polymerase II. NCBI's taxonomy places the organism in Eukaryota, Metazoa, Chordata, Actinopteri, Perciformes, Serranidae. The record is from RefSeq and is a predicted model, not a curated record. Gene Ontology annotation, cellular component: nucleoplasm; nucleus.